This is a messenger RNA of Owenia fusiformis, 2549 nucleotides long. NCBI's taxonomy places the organism in Eukaryota, Metazoa, Annelida, Polychaeta, Sabellida, Oweniidae. The record is from the annotation of a GenBank genome assembly.
CAAACCAAGACUACAAGACAAGUUUCGAAGCUCAUAAAAUAUUGAUGGAUUUCUCCGAUCUCAAAGGAUAUUCAGCCUCAUAAACUGGCACAAUGAUUCUUGAUAUAUCGGCGGUCAUUCUGGAUAUAAUUUUAAACUAUAAUUACUUACAGCUCGGAGAUGACCAGAUGUUGAAUCAAUCACAGAAAAAAUAUUCCAAAAAAUAAAUCUAUUUAAUUUUGAGUGAUUGUCAACUUUAGUCUCAUACAUGAGUUAUAAAUAUACAUUAUCAUGCCCACUCACAGUGCAGCUGCUACAUGAAUAGUAUAUGCCUAUAUGGCAUACUCAACAUUGAAAUUUAUAAUUGGAGUACAUACUCAAUACAGCCAAGCCAAGCAUAACGAAGAAGUACAGUGAAUGCGGAUUACAGUACUAUUUGAUUGAUACACAUAUAGGGCCCAGAGAUGACGGCAUUCUUUAUGAUGUGGACCUAUAUAAUAUUAUCCACCUGUUUCUCAACAGAAUGUAUCACAGAUGGUGCGUCAAUACCAUUGGGAGCCACUCAAACAUCCAUUACCAUGGCAACAAGAAACAUACCAAGACAAGACUCAACUCUGGUUACGAGUAUAGAUGGCAGCUUAGUGUUGGAUGAAACACAAAUGUCAGGAAUUGUCCCAGAGAUCAGCCCGUCCAAACAAUCUACACAAUUACCAGUGAUCUCAGAGAUAUCAUCAACUUUUCAAGUUUCAGAAAAGAAUUUUUCUACAAAUACACUACAAAGCAGCUACUCAAGUAGUUUAAUUGUUGCUAUGGCAACAGAAGGUGUUAACACCAUACAUGUCAGCGAAACUCCUGUCUUGGAUACAGGUCAGGUCACAAUCUCAACAGGGUUAGAAAAUUCCAUCCAGCCAAUCAUGACAUCAGUGUCAACACUAGUAGAGACAUCUAUGCCCAUCCUGCCAAAUACUGUUGAGAUAACUUCUCAAGCCACAAUACUCACAGGGUCUGAAUUUAAUUCAGGAAUAUUAACAAUUGAUUCAAGUGAUCAACUUGUAAACAGUGCCAUAUCUGAAACACUAAUAAACAGUUCCCCUUCAGUAGUACAACAGAUAUCAACUUUGACGGACUCUCCAAGCCAAAAAUCGUCAGAAAAGGUGCAUUAUUCUUCCAUAUAUUUAGAUUUAUUAUCAACAGAAUUAUCCAUCCAACCAACAAGAACAUUUCCCUCUGGUGUUUUGAGCACACCUCAUGUAUCAAAUAUUGAGAAUUCUACAUUGACAAGUAUUGAUAUAGAAUCUAGAUUAGAAUCAAUUAGUUCAGCACUGACUUCGAUAUCGUCAAGGAUGAAUUCAACAGUAAUCGGACCAGUUGAAUCAGUAUCUGCCUUAACUGUGGUACCCUCCACCUUAGAUGUAAAUAUCAUACCUACAAUAAUGUCAAACAAUUCUUUGAUAAUGACUGGAGUUUUACCAUCAAUUUUUAAUACACUAGUGAUCUUACCCAGUUCAACUAUUCACCCUUUGGACAUAUCAAGCCCUGCUAGUACUCUAAUAUCAGAGACCGAGUCAUUAGAAGGAUCAUUUGGAUCAGCCUCCCAAUCCUUAGCUGUCACAUCAUCAACUCUACCAUUAGGUUCAACACACUCAAGGUUUAGACGAUCAGCUUCCGCAUUCUCAGAACCUUCUAUAUCUUUGGAGGGUCUAGCCUCAUUAUUUUCAAGCAUAUUGGAGACAUUACCCAAAAUUGAACCAUCCAUAGACUUUACACCUACGGUUAUAUCAACCAAUGAGACAGCUUUGUCUGAAGUAAUCCUGCCAUCUUCAACUUUUAUAAAUAGAACAGGUGCCGGUAUUAGCAUAACUGAGUCUAUAGCACCCAGCCAGACAAGCAUGCUUAUAAACACUAUACAAAUGACUACGCCGCCAUUAGUAAACAGCAAUAUCUCAUCAUCUAUGCCAAGUACAACUGCAUUGGUUUCAAAUAUAGGGACGAACAAAUCAGAUGCUACAAUUUCAACAGUAUUACCAACUACAUUAGAGCCUAUUCCUACAGUUGUUCUCACAGACAGUGUUAUAGGUACUCCAUCUGGGAAUGGCUCAGGGAUUGUUUCCAUGACAACUGUCAUAUCAACCUUAGUGACAUCUAUAGGAUUAAACAAUCUGACUGCCUCAGUUGAAAUGAUACCAACAGCAAGCAUUGAAAGUACUUCUAUGAUACCAACUGAUUCCAAUAUUAUUGCAUCAUCCAAUAUGAUGUCUUCGUCAACAAAUCUGUUAAGUGAACUAUCACCAAGUUUAAUCAUACCAUCGACAAUAUUGGAAAAUACCACUCCCUCAAGUAUUUUUAUAACCACACAGUCAAUGGUAGUGGAGAAUUCCACAACAGUGUCAGAUAAUGGGACAAAGGAUCCAACAACCCAGCCACCAGUCAACCUGACCACAGAUUCAUUCAUCAAUGUGACAACUGAAGUCCCAAAUAAUAUGACGAAUGAUACACUAACUCCCAUGACCACUGAAGCUCCCUCUAAUGUGACAACUGAAACUCCAACUAAUGUGACAACUGAAACUCCA